GGCAAAUCUAUACUGCAUCAAAUGGGUCUGCUGUCCAUCAUAUCGCUCAGUCUUAGUCGAACAUAAAAGCUCUGAGGUACCCUCAUUUUCGUCCAUUGUCAUUCUCAUCUCUUUGGACUGCUCAUCCACAGGAUACGAGAUCAUUGGAAAUCCGCGAUGGCAAAGAGCUACGAUUUCAUCGUUGUUGGUAGUGGUGCCGCUGGAACGAUCGUUGCAUGGCGACUAGCUCACAGCAAGAAGCAUCCUUCUGUUCUCUUGAUAGAGGCUGGUGGCAAGAAUGACUCGAAGUCCAUUCGGAUCGAUGCUGAGAGGUGGUUGCACAAAAUGAACCCUGAACAGAACUGGGGAUAUAAGAGCACUCCAGUCACAGGGUUUGAUGGGCGUGUGAUUGACUUUGACCGUGGUAAAGGUUUGGGUGGGAGUACAUCAAUCAACUUUUCCGUCUACACUGUCGGACCCAGAGAUGACCACGACGAAAUUGGCCGUAUCGUUGACGACGAAGAAUGGAAAUGGAGCAACGCACAACAGCGAUACAAACGAAUUGAAACGUAUCACGGUGCUCCAUCUGAUGCGUAUAAUAACCUGAAAAAGUAUCUCGACCCGAAACCGGAAGAUCAUGGAACCAAGGGUCCCAUUCACACAGGAUUUCCAAGAAUUGUCGAGCAGUCUGCGAUAGAUUUGAUGGACAUCUGGGCCAAGAACGGCACAAAGCUCAACCCGGAUCACAACUCUGGAGAUCCCACGGGUCUCGCAAUGUGCAUAUGGACCGCCUAUAAUGGAGUCAGGUCGACUGCUGCCGAUGCUCUGAACGACACACCCAAGAAUCUACACAUCAUGACCAACACGGAGGUCUCCCGGGUCAUAUUUCAUGGCACCAAGGCCGUUGGCGUUACAACUGUUACGGGGGAGGAGAUCUAUGCCAAUAAGGAAAUCGUUCUUUCAUGUGGCAGUCUCGACACACCAAGGAUCUUGAUGCAUUCUGGUGUCGGGCCCCAGGAUCAGCUGGAUAGCUUCAAUAUCCCCAUUGUGAGAGCCAACAAGAACGUGGGUCAGCACAUGAAAGAUCACCAUCACAUCGCAUUGCAGUAUGAGCAAUCGGAUCAUUGCUCUGAGCGUCAAACAUUUUACAGAGAUAAGCAGCUUCAGGCCGCAGCUAAGGCACAGUGGGAGAAGGACGGUACGGGACCCCUUGCAGAGUUCGCUUGUGCAAUGGGCAUAGGCUGGCUCAAGCUGGAAUCACUGUCAAAGUCGCUGGAGUUUCAUGAGCUGCCCGAGGAUCAGAAACGACAUUUGGAAGAGCCCACCGUACCUCAUUACGAGGUCCUACUCAAUAUGGCCCACGCGCCUCACUUCAUGGAUCCGGAACACGCGACUGCUGGGUGUACGAUCCUCGUGUUCGUGCUGAACAUGCAGUCCACAGGUUCUGCAACGCUACAGUCUUCUGAUCCCAAGGUGCCUCUGAAGUUUGAUCCCAAUUACUUCUCUCAUCCCUAUGACAGGCGAGUCGCAGUUGAGGCCACCCGUGAAGUGCUCAAGGUGAUUGGCAGCCCUGAAUUCAGCAAGGACAUCAUUGCCAUACAGGCAGCUCCAGCAAGCGAGUCAGAGGCUGAUAUUCUGGAGUACUGGAAGAAGAACUCUGGCAGCACGUGGCAUAUGAUGGGCACAACCAGAAUAGGACGGGACGAGGACAACGCAGUGGUGGAUAAGAACUUCAAGGUCUUUGGCGUGCAGAAUCUUCGAGUGGCCGACGCGGGCGUGAUCCCUAUUGUCGUCAGCAACCACACUCAGACCACAGCGUACCUCGUUGGUCUCACCGCUGGGGACAAGCUCGUUGCCGAGUAUGGCUUGGAUGACUAGAGCCGACUGCCUGUCUUGCACCACGCGAUACCGCGGUUCGCUUGGAACUCGGUAAUGCUUGGGGCCGGUAGCGACUGAUGCAAAAAUCUCGCUGAAGAGACAGCCAAGGCCACUACUUGGGAAGUGUUGUAGUAGAGAUCUAAAUUAAGUAGAUACAAGCUUUACACUGGAACUCGAGAUUUACCACCUACGUACCUUGUAUCCAGAAG
Messenger RNA from Exophiala viscosa, 2066 nucleotides. RefSeq lists its product as uncharacterized. NCBI's taxonomy places the organism in Eukaryota, Fungi, Ascomycota, Eurotiomycetes, Chaetothyriales, Herpotrichiellaceae. Bases 157 to 1857 code for a protein of 566 amino acids. The transcript is spliced from 2 exons. The record is from RefSeq and is a predicted model, not a curated record. Gene Ontology annotation, molecular function: oxidoreductase activity, acting on CH-OH group of donors; flavin adenine dinucleotide binding.